Messenger RNA from Python bivittatus (Burmese python), 699 nucleotides. The record is from RefSeq and is a predicted model, not a curated record. Lineage: Eukaryota; Metazoa; Chordata; Lepidosauria; Squamata; Pythonidae.
UUUAGAUGUAUUAGACGGAGCUCAGACAAUCUCACAAAUCCUGCUGAUGAAGAAUGCUUUUAAGAUCCUGCUUUUCCCAUCCUAAUCUACAAGAGGAAACAGGAAAAAGGAACUUAAAACUCCCAUUGCUGAGACAGCUAAGAGCUUGCUCUGGUCCACCCCAGUAUUUCAGUGAAUCUGUCGCUCCCUGGUAAGCAAGUGUUGCUGUGCGAUGCAAAGGAAGAGCAAAGAUUAAGGCUUAUCCCACUGAAAGGACCUCUGGUAUUUCAUGAACUAAAGUAUAAACUGGAUGGAUAUACUUGGAAAAGCGUGGACAUUUUCAGCACUUCUUGUUUUCUGUGGAUUCAGCCUUCUGCUUUCAGGCAAUGCAGAAACAGCAUUUGAUUUGAUAUUGAUCAACUCACUCCCCACUGUGGCCGAUUCAGAAACAUCACUCAUUUGUAUUGCAUCUAGAUGGUGUUCCCUGGACUCUAUUAAAAUUGGGCGAGAUUAUGAUGCCUUAAUGAGCCAAAAUCGAAACCCCUUGGCAGUGGCUGAGGACAAAACAAGAAGAAUAGCAAAAAAAGUGAUAUGGCAAAGAGAAAAGUCCGGUGAAAGCAUUGGAGCAUACUUUUGUGAAGGAAAAUUCAAAGAUAACAUGAAGAUGAUAUAUACGAUGAAGAUGCAACGAACAGGUACUUUGUGUUAUUACAAGCAAAG